This is a messenger RNA of Zingiber officinale, 1792 nucleotides long. Its product is annotated as cyanidin 3-O-rutinoside 5-O-glucosyltransferase-like. The coding region runs from base 73 to 1461 and encodes 462 amino acids. The record is from RefSeq and is a predicted model, not a curated record. The transcript has a single exon. NCBI's taxonomy places the organism in Eukaryota, Viridiplantae, Streptophyta, Magnoliopsida, Zingiberales, Zingiberaceae. Gene Ontology annotation, molecular function: UDP-glycosyltransferase activity.
UGGCGAGCAGGCGAGCUGUGCUCGAUAAAUAAUUGCUACUGAUCAUUCUCGAUCAGCUCACUCGUUCCUAAAAUGGAGCACCACUUCCUUGUCGUCACCUACGGUUACCAGAGCCACGUCAGCCCCGCCCUGAACUUAUCCCGCCGCCUCGCACAGGUCACCGGCGCCAGGAUCACCUUUUCAACCACCGUCGCCGGCCAUCAACGCAUGUUUCCAGCUUCCGCCGACCAAGAAGUUCAUGACGGGCCCAUCUCCUUCAUUCCCUUCUCUGACGGCCAGGACGACGGCCAGAGAAACAAGGAUAGGAAGGACUUCUUCGCCCGGACCAGAUCCGUCGGCUCCGACUCCCUCUCCGCCAUCCUCCGCUCCCUGGAUUCCCGCGGCCAGCCCGUCACUUGCGUCAUAUACGGGAUCCUCCUCUCCUGGGUCGCCGACGUUGCGCGCAAUCACGGUCUCCCAUCGGUCUACAAUUGGAUCCAGUCCGCCACCGUCUUCGCCCUCUGCUACCACUACUUCCACGGCUAUGACCGAUUCGUGAGCUCCCACGACGAUCCACAGGUUCCGGUGACCUUUCCCGGGCUGCUGCCGCUCAGGAUCCGCGACCUCCCCACCUUCCUCACCAUCACCGAUAUGGAACACCCGAUGGCAUUGAUCCGGAAAUUGUUCAAGGAGGACUUCGACGUGCUGGAUCGAGAGGCGUCCACGGCGAGAGUGCUGGCGAACACGUUCGAGGAACUGGAAGCCGAUGCGCUCACAGUCGGAGGCCGGGAUCUGAAAUUGAUGGCGAUCGGUCCGGUUAUGAGCGUUAAUGGACCCAAUCUGUUCAAGCCGGACGAGCAGAGGUACAUGGAGUGGCUGGACUCAAAGGCCGAGGGGUCGGUGGUGUACGUGUCGUUCGGGAGCUUCGCUGCGCUCAAGAAGCGGCACGCGGAGGAGAUCGCCCGGGGCCUGCGGGCGACCGGGCGAUCGUAUCUGUGGGUGGUGCGGAAGGACAACGGAGAGGAGGUGGUAGGCGUGGCGAGGGAGGAAACGGCGGCGGAGGAGAAGGGAAUGGUGGUGGAGUGGUGCGCGCAGGUGCGGGUGCUGUCGCACGCGGCGGUGGGGUGCUUCGUGACGCACUGCGGGUGGAACUCGACGGCGGAGGGCCUGGCGUGCGGCGUGCCCAUGGUGGGCGUGCCGCAGUUAGCGGAUCAACUUACGAACGCGAAGCUGCUGGAGGUGUGGGGAACGGGAGUGAGGGCGGAGACGGACGCGGAGGGCAUGGCGGAGGCGGCGGAGUUGGGGAGGUGCGUGGAGAGUGUGAUGGGGGAAGGGGAGAAAGCGGCGGAGAUUAGGCGGAGGGCGGAGAUGUGGAAGGAUCGGGCGAGGGAGGCCGUGGCGGAAGGUGGGUCGUCGGAUCACAAUCUGAGGGCGUUCGUGGAGGAGAUGGCAGCAAGUUCGAGUCAACUGAUGUUGAAAUAAGAAUUAUCUGCUCCAUCUCUCUCUGAAAAAAAAAUAAUAAUUGAGAAUAUUUCUGUAUUUUCCAUGAAGCUGCUCAAUCUAACAUAUUUACGGAACCUGGAUAAAAAAAUCUACCCGUAUGCUAUGACGAGCUGUUUUAGCCAUAACGGGCUAGCUGAGACACAUAAGGUGGGUUGAUAUUCCAAGUUGACAAGGUGUAAAUUCUUGUAAUUCGUAUACACCUCACUCCAGUCGUUAUUUAUUUUUUUAGUCGCUAUGAUUUAUUUUUUUUAUGUUGAUCUUUAGGACGAACUGACUGAGAUCUUAGGAUGAAUAUAUUCAUUUUUUGCUA